GCCAUUUUUCGCGAACCCAGCGAAGUGGAAACAACAAUUCCACUGCACAGCACCGAUAGCCCAACCACCAGUCUCUCUCACCUCAGGAGCAGCACCCUCUCUUCAAGCAGCCAUCCACCAGGUGGCUGCUCGAACGCCCACACUCAGCGGCAUCGUAACGUAGGGCGCAGUACGCUGCAGUGCGGUGCAGCGGAUCAACCCAAGCCCAGUGUGGAAACUCCACUCACUCUUGGUACAACAGCACAUUGUUGCAUUACUGACUACUUAGCUCUUGUUUUUCAGAGGGCAAAGGUGUCGCCUGGUCAGAGGUCCCCCACCAACUCACGAACAGCAUUGAGGAAACCGAGGUUCCUCGAGCCGCGUCUUCCCAUGGACCGCGCUCGCAUGGCCCCGCUCUUCCUCCUCCUCCUGCUGCCGCUCGCAGCAGCCGCCCCCUCCGCGCCCCCGGCGGGGAAGUCUCCCCCCGUAGGCGCAAAAGCCCCCGCGCCUGCGCCGCCGGGGGUGGCAACUCCGCCGAAGACCAACCCCGCGUGCCCGCUGACGGGGAAGCCGCCGACGAAGCCGGUGAUUCCGCACUCGCGGUGCGUGGAGGCGCAGAAGCUCUCGUGCUGCGAGGACUGCGCGGAUCUUACGUUCCCGAUACAAGCGCUCGCGAUAAAUGUGACUGCUGCCGUGGAGCCAGCGACGGGGGGAGCACUUGAUCCGGCGACUAUCCCGCCAAAUGUGUGCGCGCUGUUCCAGGGCCACGAGGAGUGCGAGCAGCUCGUCGAACAGCUCGUGUGCGCCGUAACGUGUAACCCGGAUUCCGGGUAUUAUUUCAUCGAUACGCCCACCGGCCCCUACAUGCAAGUGUGCACGAAAUUCGCACAGCAGCUUUACGACAAGUGCUCCAAACUUUCGAUUGGUAGUUUGGCACUCAGCGAUAUCAUUUACGUCCCGGAGGAUCUUAUCAAGGGCGCAAUCGUCCCCCUUAUAGCACAGGCCGUUCCAGGCUUCACUGCUGGAGUCGGAGACGUGGGUUGUUACGGUGGGCCCCAGGUUGUCCCCGCCACGCCUCUCUGCUGCGAUCCCCUCACCAUCCCCCAAACCUGCCCCACUGGUUCGGUUAACACCACCGGAGCAGAGAAGAUCCCGGGCCGGAAGCCGGACCAGAAAAUUUGUGCCAAGUACCCGUACAAGACGGGGACCACGCCCUUCGCCCGCCCCCCGCUUCCCGCAACCGCCUUUGACAAGCCUUCGCUCCCCGUAGCUCCGUCCUCCGCACCUGCGCCAGGCUCGGCAAUGGCACCUGCGCCAGGCUCGGCAAUGGCUCCAUCGCCUGGUGGUACGGUUGACGGGGCUACCCCCUCCCCCUCCUCCCCUGCUGCACCCAGUCCUGCAUCCCCGUCCUCCCCCUCCUCCCCAACCACCUCCCCCUCUUCCCCAACCACCCCCCCCUCUUCCCCCACCGCCUCCCCCCUUCCCCACCCCCCUCUCCUCCGCCCCCGAAGGGCACUGGGAGUGUGGGUGCAUCCGUGGCAGUAUCUCUUGUCUCCGUAGCGCUUGCUGCCCUGCUGUAAUCGGGGUUUGGGUCGGCUCAAAAACCUCCUCUGCCCGGGGCCCCUCUCCUCCGCCCUGCAAGGGCACUGGGUGUGGCCUAUUUUUGAGGCGCCUCAAUAAUAGACUCUCCCUCUGCCCGGGGCCCCUCUCCUCCGCCCUGCAAGGGCGCUGGGUGUGUGGGUGCAUCCGUAGCCGUAUCUCUUGUCGCCGCUGCCGCGCUUGCUGCCCUGCUGUGAUUUGACAGGAAGUGGCGAUCUUGUAAUGAAGUGAUGGCCAUGGCCCGGUUUUGUUUGGCCUGGUAACAAAGCGAUGAGAGUAUAUUUAUGGUAGGACCUGACUGCCUGAAAUCCACUGAAAUUGACUUGAAUCUGACUGUUCAUAGCCCCAUUAGGUGUGCUUUGGUGACAAAGUGGCUUAUGCCUAAUAUUAGAUGAGGUUAGGAACUUGAAUUUGGCCGUUUGUGUUAGAAGGCUAGCUUAGCUAGGACGCUAGGAAAGGCAUGAGGUUUAGCUAGGAGGAGCCAUGGAGUG
This is a messenger RNA of Closterium sp. NIES-67, 2069 nucleotides long. The record is from the annotation of a GenBank genome assembly. Lineage: Eukaryota; Viridiplantae; Streptophyta; Zygnematophyceae; Desmidiales; Closteriaceae.